AUGACGAGUGCCUCAUGGAGAUGGAUCGUCGGCGCGGUCCUGCUGGCAUGGUGCGCCGCGCAAGAAAGCGACCAUGAGGGAGGAAGUAGUGCGGAAGAAGCUGGGCAUGAGAAGUUGUAUGCGGCAGUGGCAUCGGCCGUGACAAUCACAGUGCUCAUAUUUCUCUCCAUCGUGUUUGAGAGUGGUACCGAGUGGCUUCGGGAAUCGACCGAAGACACAAACAUGCCAUUCAUCAACACUAUCUUCAGCGAGCUCACGACGCUUGGAUUCAUUGGAUCGGUCCUUUUUGUCAUGUCCAAGUCGGGGUACCUCAGCCAGAUCUCUAAAGCGUUGUUCGGUCCCAACAAAAGUGCAGAGCUUGAAGAAACAAUUGAACUCCUGCACAUGGCGCUCUUUCUCUUCAUCGUGAUAUUCCUCAUGCUAUGUUUGACCUUGCUCAAGUUUGGUGUCCAAGUUCAGAAUGAAUUCCGUGAGUUCGAACGGCGAGCUCCGUACGUUCAAGUAGUUGUGGCAGACUACUGCUUGGCCAGCGAGCCUGCCACAUCAUGGCGACAGUCACUAAGUUGGUCGUGGAAUCAUGAACGUACGAAACGGAAGCGCGAGAUGGUUUAUGUGAGCCUUCGCCGGCGCUUUGUCGACUUUCGAUCGAACCAUCCAGACCCCCACCGAGCGUACGAACUCGCCAAGGACUUUCAACUCGAGCGGGAUACCAGGUUCCCCUUCAAUGAGUACUUGACCAUUAUUUCGGGGGAAGUUAUGGCCAAGCUCAUCCAAAUUGACGGCAUUACGUGGAUUGCACUGGAAGUGUGCAUCAUUUCGCUCCUUGCAACGUGCUGGCUCGUCGGCCCGGACAACGAAGUGUUUGUUUUUGGCAUUGCCGGUGGAUUCCUCGUUCUCCUCAACCAGUUUGUCUAUGGCCGAAUUCGACAUAUGCGACAGUUGCUGACGCCGCCGAUUCUGUUCAAGAAAGCAGAGCGAUACCGCGCCAACCUUGCGUGGCGCGCCCAACACAACUUGGCGCCACUCGUUCCGACCCCACCAUCCAUUCCAAGUGAAUCCGUGCCGCUUCUGCCGUCCGAGGACAAAAACACUUCCCUCGUCGAUUUCGUCCCGCCAUACGUUCACGACCUGCCCCAAGGCGGCGUUAACCUUACAAUUCCGCAACUCCAAGACGCCCAGAAGCGAUUGCUUGGGGGCGGAACAGGCAAUGGCGUGGUCUUGGCGCUUUUCUCCACUCGACUCGUCUUUCUCUUUACGGCACUCCACUUGAGUGUGUUUUUGCUGCGGACGCUACCCCAUCUGGUCAACCGCACCGACAUGGACGUGGUUGCCAAGGCUCUGUGCAUGGUUGUGUCGAUCUUGCCGAGCUGCAUCGUGACAAGCAUGUCCAUUGUAAUUGCUCGGGACGGGCUGUUUGCGUUCAACGUGGAGGCGCUCAAGGCCCCCCGCGUAAUUAACAAAGUCAUGCGCAUCGUCAAGGCGCGGCAAACUCUGCGAACGCUGCGCUUCAUUGCGGAAAUGAAGUUGUACUUGCGCGAACAUGAAAACGACCAUGUCACGAGCGACUCGACUAGCCCAGACGACCAUGCAGCGCCUACGAACGGACAGGAAAAGGCGUGGGGCGGCAGCCGUGGCUUCAGCCUCAAAUCCAAGCCGCAUCAGUUCGUGAUGAAGGAACUUCCGUCGUUUCACUUGGACGACAGCGAUUGGGGUAACAUGUCCGUGUUGUCCCCACGCAGUCGUAUGGCGGUGGAAGUCCCGAUGUCACCCAUGCACGACCCUCCGCCAUUCCCGGACACGCCUCUCGGCCAUCGUUCCCAUCAUCCGACGAAAGACCAGUUUGCCGCCGAAACCGAGCGCCGCGAGAUCAACUCGAUUUUUUCCCUGAUCGACAAGGACAAGUCGGGCAAGAUUUACACGUACGAAAUGGAAGGAUUCCUCCAGCAAAUUUCGCCCGACAUGACGUCCGACCAAAUUCAAACCAUCAUGGACGACCUCGACAAGAGCAAGUCGGGCGGUGUGAUCUUUGACGAUUUCGAAGCGUGGUGUCGGACUCAUAUUCAUGAACACUCGUCCAAGCACAGCAAGCAUCAGCUGAUUCGAGAAGUGUUCAAAAUGAUCGACACGGAUAAGAGUGGGUACAUCACGGUCGACGAGUUUAUCUCGAUUUUCAAGUCGCUGGGGCAGUCGCUGGACCACGAAGAUGUCCGCGAGCUCAUUUACCAAAUGGACCGGAACAACGACGGCAAGAUUGAUCUCGAAGAGUUCCAAAAGAUGUUGCACAAACAUGCCGUCUAGCUCGUUGAUGGCCAUGGCACGCCGCUUCGAAUGAAGCAAGUGGACAAGUACAUCAUCGCAAUUCAAGCGCACCAGCGUCCUCAUCUAUUAACUGUAAACGGAAUCGCCGGUGAACCCUCUAUC
Messenger RNA from Aphanomyces invadans, 2421 nucleotides. RefSeq lists its product as hypothetical. Gene Ontology annotation, molecular function: calcium ion binding. NCBI's taxonomy places the organism in Eukaryota, Oomycota, Saprolegniomycetes, Saprolegniales, Verrucalvaceae. Bases 1 to 2298 code for a protein of 765 amino acids. The transcript has 13 exons. The record is from RefSeq and is a predicted model, not a curated record.